AUGCUCCCAUACGACCAAGCGUCUCAAACAGCCUCUGCUGAGGAAGCCCUACUCACUGCCUUCUCGUGGCGGAGGUGUUUUCCCACCAAAUCCAUUGUUAGUGUGGCCGGUGGCGCUACGCGGGCGGCCGUGAUUCAACACCAAGCACUGGACAAUAAUAUGGCUGAUGUGGCUGCCAAAGAUGGAAGUCAGAUUCUCGCUUUUCUCGAGAUUUUAUCACGUGAGCAUUGGUCUGAGAGUUAUAAUGAGUUGGAUCUUCUCGAAGAUGUCAGAUGCGACUUGGUCCCACAUCUGUGGGAUUGCUUUGAUAUCUGGUUUAAGCUCAUCUGGUUCGGGUUCUUCUUGCUAACUGGUGUACACCUGUAUGCCAAUUAUCGGGCUGUACGUUGUUUGCAGUUGACCACAUUUAACCGAAACCGAUUCACCAUUGCCAUCCAGUCAUGGGUAACUGCCCGACUGGGAAAGUCUAAUACGUGGUCCCGCAGCACCGACUCUCAGAAAAAUCGAUUCCCGUCCGUUGUGUGGGUAAACGAACAGGAACCUGUGCUUCGCUCAGUCGCCACACCACAUAUUCAUCUGGGUUGCUCUGUGAAUACCUUACCCCCGGAUGGAAGGUCACAGCUGAACAAUCUGAUAGAACUGUUUGAAACUGAGGAAUACGUUUUGUACUGUCCAGAAUGGGAUCAAAUCGUCCUCGGCGAACUCAUCCGUCAUCCUCAGGUCUAUGUGGUGUUACUGAAGAACUGUCGAACCCGUGCUCAGCUGUUGGCAAUGUUACACGCCGAAUUACUAACUGUUCUGACACAGAUUACCAUCGCACGUCGUUCCGAAAUGUUCUCACUUACUUACUUGAAGUUGAUCGAAACGGUGAUCGGCUCACGCAGCUUAUGUUGUUGA
Molecule: messenger RNA, 897 nt
Organism: Echinostoma caproni
Lineage: Eukaryota; Metazoa; Platyhelminthes; Trematoda; Plagiorchiida; Echinostomatidae
Source: the annotation of a GenBank genome assembly